This is a messenger RNA of Rasamsonia emersonii CBS 393.64, 1119 nucleotides long. RefSeq lists its product as uncharacterized. The record is from RefSeq and is a predicted model, not a curated record. NCBI's taxonomy places the organism in Eukaryota, Fungi, Ascomycota, Eurotiomycetes, Eurotiales, Trichocomaceae. The transcript is spliced from 4 exons. Bases 1 to 1119 code for a protein of 372 amino acids.
AUGUACGUCAAGAAGUUAUUGUUUGCCCUUGCCCUCUCGGCCACCGUCUUGGAUGGCGCACUGGCUGCCGGCAGAAAUGGCAACAACGGCAACAACAAGAAUGGAAACAAUGGUAACACCAACACCGGCAAUAAUGGAAACACCGGAAACAAUGCCAACAAUGCCAAUAACGGAAACACCAAUACCAACACGGGCAAUACUGGAAACACUGGCAACAGCAACAGCGACUUGGCGCUUAACCCCAACCUGGUUCAGACGGGAAGUCAAAAUAACGGCCUCAGUGGGACUGGCGCAGAAGCUGGCGAAUCUCCCUCUGCAACCGACAAUGCCAACUUCAUCAACUUCUGUCAAGGGAAGACCUUGACCAAUGGCCAACAGAUCAAGGGAGGAUCCUGUAACGGAAUUGUGAUGGGAGAUAUUCCUUCCACUGAGAACAUGAUUUCGACGGUGAUCUUGAACCCCCAGACGGGCCAAGACCUCCCAGCAAACCAGGACUUCAACGUUACCCUGCAGGUUAACGGCCUGCAGGCAGGCUCCUUCACCAAUGCUAAUACCACGUAUUACGCAGCUCCCCAGGCACUUAACAGCAAGGGUCAAAUUAUCGGUCACACUCAUGUUACGAUCCAAAAUAUCGGGAGUCUCAACCCUUCGACGCCUCCGGACCCAACUACUUUCGCCUUCUUCAAGGGUAUCAAUGAUGCUGGUGAUGGAAAUGGUGGUUUGAGUGCCGCCGUCACUGGUGGGUUGCCUGCUGGUGUCUACCGGGUCUGCACCAUGACUUCUGCCAGCAACCACCAGCCUGUUCUCAUGCCUAUUGCUCAACGAGGUGCCCAAGACGACUGUACCAAGUUCACCGUCGGUCAGGGUCAGAGCAACAACAACAACAACAACGCAAACAGUGGCACCAGCUCCAACUCGGCUAGCAGUGCAGCUGCUUCCACCAGUGCUCAGGCCAGCUCCGGAAAUGGUGGCAACAACUCCAAGUCGGGUAACAAUUCCAACUCAAGUGGCAAUGGAAACACCUCGAAGCAGAAUGGAAACAAUGGCAACUCCGGGAACAGGAAUGGAGGUAAGAACGGUGGCCGUGGUCGCUUUGUGACGAGACAGUUUGUCGCCUAA